Molecule: messenger RNA, 1831 nt
Organism: Nicotiana attenuata
Lineage: Eukaryota; Viridiplantae; Streptophyta; Magnoliopsida; Solanales; Solanaceae
Product: high affinity nitrate transporter 2.4-like
Exons: 3
Coding region: 67-1671 (534 amino acids)
Biological process (GO): cellular response to nitrate; nitrate transmembrane transport
Cellular component (GO): plant-type vacuole membrane; plasma membrane
Molecular function (GO): nitrate transmembrane transporter activity
Source: RefSeq, a predicted model, not a curated record
UUAAUUUGCUACUCCACAACCACUUAGCCCUUCUCUAAGCCUUUAAAGUUUUGUUUCUAGACAAAAAUGGCUACUUUUGAAAGUCCCCUAGGUAGCUCAGUGCAUGGAUUAACUAGCACAGAACAAACAUUUGCAUUUUCUGUUUCUUCACAUAGCCAUAAUAACCCUGAUAAUAAUAGCCUAGCCACAAAAUUUGAUUUGCCAGUUGAUUCAGAACACAGGGCAAAAGCUAUGAAAAUCUUCUCAUUUGCACAACCCCACAUGAGAUCUUUUCACUUAGCCUGGAUUUCGUUUUUCGUGUGUUUUAUCUCCACUUUUGCUGCUGCUCCUUUAGUUCCUAUUAUUCGCGAUAAUCUUAACCUAACGAGAUCAGAUAUUGGCAAUGCCGGGGUUGCUUCUGUUUCUGGUAGCAUUUUCUCUAGGCUAGUAAUGGGUGUACUAUGUGACUUAAUAGGUCCAAGAUAUGGCUGUGCAUUUCUCAACCUUUUAACAGCUCCUAUUGUUUUCUCUGCUGCAUUUGUCUCAAAUGCUGAGGGAUAUUUAGCUAUGAGAUUUUUAGUGGGAUUUUCAUUAGCUACAUUUGUGUCAUGUCAAUAUUGGGUUACUGUUAUGUUUAAUAGCCAGAUUAUUGGACUUGUUAAUGGUGUUGCAGGGGGGUGGGGUGAUAUGGGGGGUGGUGUUACUCAACUUCUUAUGCCUUUUCUUUUUCAUAUAAUUCAAAUAAUUGGGGCUACUCCGUUCACUGCAUGGCGUAUCGCCUUUUUUAUACCAGGUUGGUUACAUAUUAUUAUAGGACUUAUGGUCUUAACUCUUGGUCAAGAUUUUCCUGAUGGAAACCUUAGUACUCUACAGAAAAGGGGUGAUGUUGCCAAAGAUCAAUUUUCAAAGGUUCUUCAGUAUGCAGUUACAAAUUAUAGGACAUGGAUCUUUUUCUUUGUCUAUGGAUUUUCCAUGGGAGUUGAGCUCUGUAUCAACAAUGUCAUAGCAGAAUAUUUUUUUGACAAGUUCAAUCUGAAGCUACACACAGCAGGAAUGAUAGCAGCAACAUUUGGAAUGGCUAAUUUUGUGGCACGUCCAUUUGGAGGAUAUGCAUCUGAUUUAGCAGCUCGAAAAUACGGGAUGAGGGGCAGGUUAUGGGUCCUAUGGAUCGUACAAACACUAGGAGGAGCCUUCUGUAUUUGGUUGGGCCGAGCCGAAUCUCUUCCUAUAGCCAUAGUUUCAAUGAUCCUCUUCUCUAUCGGAGCACAAGCUGCAUGUGGUGCAACUUAUGGAAUCAUUCCUUUCGUUUCGCGAAGAUCGUUGGGCUUGAUUUCGGGCCUCACUGGUGCUGGAGGAAAUUUCGGUGGUGGAUUAAUGCAAUUGCUUUUCUUUUCAACGACAAGAUUUUCAACAUCAAUGGGGUUAACUUGGAUGGGAGUAAUGGCUGUAGCAUGUACAAUUCCAGUGGCUUUUAUUCAUUUUCCGCAGUGGGGAGGUAUGUUUUUUCCAGCUUCAAAAGAUGAGAAAUAUGAUGAAGAGCAUUAUUAUGGUUCUGAAUGGACAAAAGAUGAAAAAUCAAAAGGAUUACAUCAGGGAAGUGUUAAAUUUGCAGAGAAUUGCCGGUCUGAACGUGGGAAAAAACAUAUUGUUUCUUCGAUAGACACUCCACCUUACUCUACAGAACAUGUUUGAAGAAAUCGUAGAAGAAUAAAAUAAAUGUAUUUCUGAUGUAUUAGUGGGAGUGUGAUUGGUUGUUACUCUGUAGUAUUAUGAGCUUACAACCAUGAAUCCGUUGUAGUUUUUAAUGUAAAUAACUCAUGAGCAAUAAGAUUUCCUUAUAAUCUAUGGUUCC